AUGCCAUGUGAGGAUUUACUGGUCGGCGACGACAAUGGCAGAAUCUACUACUACUCCAUCGACUGGCCAGAUUCGGAGCCCGGAUCUACAACACUCCUAGUGAAGCUUGAUGCUCACCGACAAAACAUCUGUGGGCUGGGCUGGGCCCCGGAUGGCCGAUGCUUCAUCACUGGCGGCAAUGAUAACGUGGCUCUGCUGUUCAAGGCCGAAGAUGUGCUUGCUUAUGGGCUUGAUCAUGACAUGUCUGGCCCAAGCCGAAUUGAAGCUCGGCGACCACAGCCGGAUUCGCCGCUCACACCGCCGCUUACUCCACACAGAGACGUUCCCAGAAGUGCUCAGCUAGGCCUUGACGCUAUCGAAAGCUUUGCGACUUUGUCGCUUGAUCUACCUGCUACGCCCCCAGCAUCACCACGACGAGGUCGGGCCGAGAUCAGGUCGGAUCUAGGAAAGCAAACACGUCGCAGAGCGCUACGAAGCGACGCACCCCUUCUCGAGAACUCUCUUGCAGAUCAGAUGCUGCCAGGCAUAGCCAACCUCCAGAUCUAUGCGUUUUAUCACGCUGCCGCUGUCAAGGCGAUAGCUUUUGCCCCAUGGCAGCCGAGUCUCGUAGCGACUGGUGGUGGAAGCAACGAUCGUCAGAUCCACUUCUACCAUACCACUUCAGGGACUGCCUUGGCUGUGAUAAACGUAUUUGCGCAGGUCACGAGCCUGAUCUGGAGUACUACGCGGCGAGAGCUCGUGGCUACCUUCGGCUACGCCCAGCCAGACCACAGCAUACGCAUUGCAGUCUUCAGCUGGCCGGAGUGUGAAUGCGUGACAAGCAUUCCGUGGGACCGUAAAGCCAAUGGAGAGAUUGGCCGAGCGCUCUGGGCGAUCCCGUACCCAGGUGGACCGAAUGACGCCAUUCCUUCUCGCAAGCAAAUCGGCGAGGGCUUCGCGGCUUGGGAAGCGGUGCGCAUCAGAGAGAUGCAGAGGCGAAGGGCGGAAGCAGCUCAAGAAGAGGGCACACCGUCUCAAGAACGUGGUCGCUCUGCAGUCCGCACCCCCAGCACAACCCGCUCUCGGUCCACACCAUCUACAAUGUCUUCUCCAGCAGCGCGACGCCGAUGUGAGCGUAGCCUUGCGCGUUCGACUGGUGUGCGUGCGGAGGGCGAGCCAUGGGCGUCCAGGACGGAAGAAGAGGGGAGUCUGAUCAUUGCGUGCUGUGAUCAGACGGUGAAGUUCUUUGAGGUGUGGGCUGGGAAGAGCACCGGCAAUGCGCUGGGCGGAAAAGGCUUGGGUAGCGCGCCCGGUGUGUUGGGUGGCAGCAGAGUGUUGGAGGGCUGGUGCGAAGGGAUUGGUGAGCUGGGAUUAGGGCGUGCAGAUGCUAUUCGUUGA
Cyphellophora attinorum is the source of this 1377-nucleotide messenger RNA. RefSeq names its product Meiosis-specific APC/C activator protein AMA1. The coding region runs from base 1 to 1377 and encodes 458 amino acids. Gene Ontology annotation, molecular function: anaphase-promoting complex binding; ubiquitin ligase activator activity; protein binding. The transcript has a single exon. Gene Ontology annotation, biological process: positive regulation of ubiquitin protein ligase activity; anaphase-promoting complex-dependent catabolic process; positive regulation of anaphase-promoting complex-dependent catabolic process. The record is from RefSeq and is a predicted model, not a curated record. Gene Ontology annotation, cellular component: anaphase-promoting complex. NCBI's taxonomy places the organism in Eukaryota, Fungi, Ascomycota, Eurotiomycetes, Chaetothyriales, Cyphellophoraceae.